GAGGGGGUCAGGGCCGCCGGGUUGAGGAUGGGCGCCUCUGCGGCCGAGGCCGACCGGACCCUCUUCGUGGGCAACCUGGACACCAAGGUGACGGAGGAACUGUUGUUCGAGCUUUUCCACCAGGCAGGUCCUGUAAUUAAUGUUAAAAUUCCUAAGGAUAAGGAUGGUAAACCAAAGCAGUUUGCAUUUGUGAAUUUCAAACAUGAAGAAUCUGUUCCUUACGGAAUGAAUCUACUUAAUGGAAUCAAACUUUUUGGAAGGCCCGUCAAAAUUCAAUUCAGAUCAGGAAGCAGUCACGUCUCACAGGAUACCGGUUCAUCGUAUGCCCAGUAUGGUAACACAAGCCCAUCUAACUUAUCAAUGCCCACUCCUUCAAGCAGGUAUGAAAGGAACAUGGAGAACACAUCAGCAGGUUAUAAUUCGGGGCACAUGAUGCAGAGAUUCUCUUCACCAGAAACUCUUCAGAGACAUGCUGUGAUGAACAACGUGUUCCGGCAGCCGGGAUCCCAGUAUGGCGGAAAGUUUGGAUCUCAACAUCCGGACCACGGUGGCUUCUCCCCUCCGGGACCACCCCACGGUCACUCGUACAACUCAUCCUCCGGCUCCCAGCGGCGCCAGGACAGCCCCCUCUCACACCGCAAAGUCAGGCAGAACUCUCACCCCUACCAGCCCGAGAGGCAUCAUGGCCGGGAACCGCGCUACGGUGACCACGGCCCCGACCAUCACUACAGAGGAAGCCGAGAGGACUUCUGCUAUGAAGAUCGGGUCCAGGACGGUUGGAGCCACGACUACGAUAACAGAAGGGACAACAGUAGGGAUGGAAAAUGGCGUCCAUCUCGGCACUGAGGCCGUGUUUUUUAAAAAAACAAACAAACAAAAAGAAAACAAAACUCUUUUCUACAGCUUACAGAAGGCCCACUUCACUCUGGCCCAGACACAGCUUUUGUGACCAAACUGUAGGGAAACUUUUUAGAUUGUCCCUUUUUCCUUUUUUUUUUAAACAUACUUUUUAACUUGCCUGCGGUAUAAUACAGAGGAACAAAAAGAGUGGUGUCCCUUUUUAUUGUAUUAAAAGCAUUUUACCUCAGGGUUUUAUACAGAGGAAUGUGCCACAACCAAUUAUUGUAAUCAAAAUAGAGAAAGGGUUGUGAAGUCUGGUUGAAUUACGAAGCAAAUGUCUUAAAUGAUUUUGUACCAUUUCUAGGGGAUGCAAUUAUCCUGGUAGGUGUGAUCAUGUGUGUAGAUCAUAGAAAUCAAAAUUGAUACUGGCUAUCAGUAUUUUGUUCUGGAACUGAAAAAGUUCUUCAUCAACUAAUAGUAUUCAAGGAAAUUUCUUAUUAAAUUUGCUGGUAAAUAGUGUUUUAAAGUUGAUCAAAAUCAAGCAGAAGUUUUGCCUAAAGUCUUUAUUAAAUUUAUCUGCAGACAGCCCCCUUAGAUUACCACAUCUAAAUCAGCACAGCCUAAAACUUGGGACUUUAGUUCAGGGGUUUCAACUUUUCAUUUAGAACGCAGAAGGUGAAUUUGGCAGGGCUCUGAAGGGGCGAAGUGAAGUAGUAGUAGUAGUAGUAGUAAUAGUAGCAGUUGUAGUAUUUAUUUAGCAUUUAGUAUGUGCAAAGCACUGUUCUGAGCGCUGGAAAAGAAAUACAAAGAUGAGAAAUAGACAAGGUUCAUGGCCUCGAGAGGGGAAAAAAAGGAAGAGGGCCAGGGGAAAGGAGGAAAAGGCAGAGGAAAAAUGAGAAGGCACUUCAGACUCUCUUUUUAUACCCAGUUCAUCCAUGUAAGUUCUAGUCCCCGAGUCUUCUGCAUCAUUUCUGAUUGUAGACCGAAUCCCCAUUAUCCUUUUCCCAAGUGCCUACCCCAGUGCUCUGAAUCUACCCAGUUGUAAUAAGCACCCACAGAAUGCCUGUUGUAUUGUCUAGUCCAUCUCUCCACCUCUUCCCACUGCCAAACUGGUCACCCCUGGGAUCCAGGGCCAGGGCUGGUGUGUCCGGUUGCCUGGAAGGCCAUAGCCCUCUCAGCCCCCUGCCGGUCCCCCAUCCUCUGGGCUCAGCUGUCAUUUCUGGUGCUCUGGCAGGUUGGUCACGGUCAGUAUGACUUCUCUUCAAGCUGUGGGGUGAAGGCCCCAUCCCCUGUCCAUUCUGAGUUUAUGGGGAUGAUCACUCCUCCCCACCCUCCGCCGUGUGGGUACCUUUGUGUUUUUGUUCAAGAAAUAUUUGAGGUAUGCAAAAGUCACUCAGGAAGUAUUCAACCUCUUCAGGGGUAUGCUUAAUACAUUUGAAAAAAGCCGGAUUGAAUAUUAGUAUAUUCCGUUUUCAAAGACAGGUUUUAUUAGUGCACAGAAAUGGAGAAGGGGCUAUUAUUUCUUCUCCCUCAAAAAACUCCUCACAAGUUUCAGACUCCCACUUUUUAAUUGACUUUCUUGAAGAACCCAGUGAAUUUGUGGAAAUUAACUGUUCAUGGAGACUGUAUGGGUUGCUUUUCAUUCAGAUAAAUUAGUCUAAUUUAAACUUCAUCUAAUUGGAAAUAAUGUUUGUUGCUUAAAAUGUCACGAUUUAAAAUCCUGUUAAAUUAUUGACCUCUUUUAGGUAUCAGAAUACAGCCUGUUUAUGUUUUGGUACCCUAAUAAAUUUGUUUGUAAG
Messenger RNA from Tachyglossus aculeatus (Australian echidna), 2639 nucleotides. RefSeq names its product RNA binding motif protein 7 (gene RBM7). Gene Ontology annotation, molecular function: single-stranded RNA binding. The coding region runs from base 28 to 846 and encodes 272 amino acids. The record is from RefSeq and is a predicted model, not a curated record. The transcript has 5 exons. Gene Ontology annotation, cellular component: nucleus. NCBI's taxonomy places the organism in Eukaryota, Metazoa, Chordata, Mammalia, Monotremata, Tachyglossidae. Gene Ontology annotation, biological process: regulation of alternative mRNA splicing, via spliceosome.